AUGACUGGCUCCGCUCCUAAAUAUACAUGGCUACCUUCCUUAUAUAACCAGAACGCCGCCUUUGCAUACUCUGAAGAAAGUACAAGGCCUGUAUUUGAGCUGCUCUCACCCAAACCCGGCGAACGUAUUGUAGACGGGAUCGUUGGAAAAUAUGGGCUAGUUUUGGGAAUAGAUUCAAGUGAAAACAUGCUUGAGAAAGCCGCAGCGAAUGGUGUUCAAAAUGUACUGUGUUGCGAUAUACAGAAGCUCGUGAUUCCAGAAAGGCUGGAAGGCCUUUUGGGAACGUUUGAUGCGGUAUAUACCAACGCCACACUUCACUGGUGCAACCAAGAUCCCUAUGGCGCUGUACGAGCUGUUAAAAUGCUUCUGAAACCUGGGGGGCGUUUUGUGGGCGAGUUAUGCGGACAUGGCACCGGGAUGGGUCUACGCGUUGUGAUUGCAAACGUGUUGAGGGGCCGGGGUAUCAAUACCCCCAAUCCAUGGUUACUUCCCAAGCCUGAAGAAUAUGCAAGUAUCCUUGAAGCGGAGGGCUUCAAAGUCGAACACAUAUCUCUGAACCCCCGUCUGGUUUCCCUCCCCGGGUCGAUGAUUGACUUUUUUCGUGCAGUCUAUAAAGUCGCAUUCCUCAAAGAUAUGUCAGACGAGGAAGCAGAAAAUGUCAUGCGAGAAAUCAGCAACAUGUGUGAGGUUGAUCAAAAGGACCAGAGUGGGAUGUGGUCCUAUCUGUACGUUCCAUUGAGAUUCCAAGCUAUUGCUCCAAUGUGA
This is a messenger RNA of Rhizoctonia solani, 765 nucleotides long. RefSeq names its product methyltransferase domain protein. The record is from RefSeq and is a predicted model, not a curated record. The transcript has 6 exons. The coding region runs from base 1 to 765 and encodes 254 amino acids. Lineage: Eukaryota; Fungi; Basidiomycota; Agaricomycetes; Cantharellales; Ceratobasidiaceae. Gene Ontology annotation, molecular function: S-adenosylmethionine-dependent methyltransferase activity.